GCAAUAAGACUUUAAUGAUGACAGCAGGUCAAUAUCCUCCACCAACUUCUCAAAAUUCCCAAAAUUCUCAAAAUAGCCUCAACUUAAAGAAUUUAAGCAUUAGUUUUAUAAAUAUUCAGGCAUUUCAUCUCAAUAUAGAUAUAAAUAACUCGACUGCAAGCGCUGGAACAAACAAAAUAUCACAAAUUUUGAGUUCUUGGAGUGCUGUUAUAGAUAACAUUGAAAAUGAACACCUUCAAAUAGUAAAUACAGGAAAUGGCUCAAUUUCUACGAUUCCUAAGCCUGAUGAACAGAUUAACGAUCAAUGUGGAUUAUCAUCAUAUGCAUAUUGGUCAUGGGGAACUUUAAGUAAUUUAUUAAAAUCUUCUUCUUGUUCUACAAAUCUAACAACAACAUCAUCAUCAUCAUGGAGCUAUGACUUUGUUAACAAUGCGAAACAAUCAUGUCUUUACCAACAAAUUUCGUCUUCAACAAACUACUAUGUUGUUUUUUAUGAAGAUUACCAAUCGUUGAGUGCUAAAACUGACUUAAUAAAAAAUGGAAGAAUAGCAGGAAUAGCAAUUUCUGAUAUCACCAUGAGUUCGAUUGAUCCAUUCAUUAACUUUAUUAUUUCAGGUUCUCAACCAAAUCCAAUCCAAGGAGGUGUAAUAGUGGGUAGUGUGUUAGGUUCCUUUGUUUUUGUUGCCGUAAUAGCGGUAGCUGGCUUUAUGUUGUAUCGAAAACGCAGGGCAAAAAUGUCAGAUCCACUAAUAGAUACAAAUAAUCAGACUUGCUCUGAUACAAAUCGUCAGGAUUACUCUGAUAUAAAGCACCAAGUUCGUCCAGAUACACAUAAUCGAAUUUACUCAGAUACAAAUAAUGAG
This is a messenger RNA of Dentiscutata erythropus, 863 nucleotides long. Lineage: Eukaryota; Fungi; Glomeromycota; Glomeromycetes; Diversisporales; Gigasporaceae. The record is from the annotation of a GenBank genome assembly.